AAUACUGUAAUUUCUACAGAAUCUUUUUACAGAGUAGUGUCCAUGUUGAACACUAUUCACAUUUUCAAUUGUAAAAUCAUUUCUGAAGGCACAGUUUUUGAGACAGUUUAACAGGUUAAACUAUUGCAAUUCCAAAGUUAUUUGAUAUAGAUACGUUAUUGAGAUUUACAUGUUCAUCUCUGUCAUUGAUCUGUUAUUUGUAAUCAUUUCCGUCACUGUAGACUGGCGUCAUGUAUAUUAUUUCACAGAUUGUAUUCUCUUUGAAAGAAUACAAGAACUUUAGUUUCCACAUCCUUGUUUUUUGCAUGUGUCAUAAAAACGUGGGUAGGCAAUGAUUAUUUAAGUCGUGACCAGCUGAAGUUCCUUAUCUUGGAAUAUGCUGGGUACUCUGAUUUCCAAAAACUACACUUAAGUGAACAAAACAUCAGUUUUCUCCUUCAGAUAUAUUGCCGCCAAUCUGUUUUAUUCUACACUCUUUGCACAGGGUUUGUAUGUGAGAUGUGUAUCGCACAAUGCUCCAGAUGUGUGGGAAUAGCUCUAAUUCCCAUGGCAGUCGUGUGCAUGGUGGCAAAUGUGCUGCUGUUAUUUCCUGACCUGAAGUUUCAAUACGUGAAAGAGCAUCAUGUAACCAACGAGGCUGUGUUGAGUUCUGGUAUAUGGGCAUCUGGUUUUUUGGUGCUUGUGGCUGUUCGAGGAUUUGCAUCACACUCUGAUCAGAAGGGAUGCUGUUACUUUAGGACUCAGAUGUUGUGUAAGUUUGGGUACACAUGCUUGGCUCUGGUGGCAGCCGGGUUUUGUUUCAUGGUCAGUGGCACUGGUUUGGCUCUUGGACCUCUCUGCCUGCACAAUGGAACUGAGGGCCUAAAGUGGGAACGACCAUUAAAAAAAGUUAAACAUGGAGAUACACUUUACCUGUAUGAACCGGAGAGAUGGGCAUCAGCCUGUGAGGAACCUCGAGGUGUCGUCACCUGGAAUGUCAGUCUUUUUUCUGUUUUAAUGGCAGCAAGUGGACUUCAGGUCAUCUUCUGUGCUAUUCAUCUCCUCACUGCAAUUUUAGGUGUCCUUUGUGGACCAAACUGCUGCAAAAACAAGGUUGUUCCUGCUUAAGGAGACUAGAGGAAAGGUUAAGAUGAUCUGUAUUUUCCUCUGCAUGAGCUAUGAUUGUUUCAUCUAUUUAAAAAAUAUAGAAAAUAGUCUUUGAAAAUUGUCCUGUAGUUGACACCUUGAUUUGUCAUUUUAGUUCUCAUUAAAUAAGCUGUUUAUUAUGUACUGUAUUAUGAUACAUCCAUAAAGAUUAUCCACUGUAUGUGUGCAUUAAUUGUAGCUCUUUCAUCUGUAUGAGAGCAAAGUUUGUUGCUAUUGAAAUAUAAAUGUAAAUUAGCUUUACUUUUUGUUGUUUUAUUAUUACUUUUUCAUACUGUAUUAUAGUAUGACUAUGAGUAUAAACACACAAUUGCUGUUUACUAAAUAUAUUGCUUCUAAGUAAAAUUGUA
Paramisgurnus dabryanus is the source of this 1493-nucleotide messenger RNA. RefSeq names its product transmembrane 4 L6 family member 5. Lineage: Eukaryota; Metazoa; Chordata; Actinopteri; Cypriniformes; Cobitidae. Gene Ontology annotation, cellular component: membrane. The record is from RefSeq and is a predicted model, not a curated record.